AUGGACUGUGGCUCUGAUGUCCCUAACAGUGUGGCGGAGAAGAAGAAGAAGGUUCAGACUCUGACAUUCAAUCAGCUCACAGCUCCAUACCACGAGCCAUUCUGUCUCGACAUUCAGAUAUCAAACGCAUCGGCUCGUGCAUCCGUCAUUCACCGAGGUACAAGUAAAGUAGUGGCUGUGGCACAUUCGAUAUCCAAGGACAUCAAAUUCGACAUGGGUUCUACAAGAAAUGAAGCCACUUGUCGUGCUGUUGGGCAGAUUCUGGCGCAGAGGGCACUGGAAGACGAUAUCCACAACGUGGUUUACACUCCAAGAAGCGGGGAGAGACUGGAAGGGAAGCUUCAAAUUGUGCUUCAGUCCAUUAUUGACAGUGGUCUUUCUGUGAAAGUAAAGCUCAAGCAGAGGAAACACAAGAAGAAGCUUAGCCUCCCACAAUAUUCCUCCUAG
Molecule: messenger RNA, 447 nt
Organism: Linum tenue
Lineage: Eukaryota; Viridiplantae; Streptophyta; Magnoliopsida; Malpighiales; Linaceae
Source: the annotation of a GenBank genome assembly